AUGUCUUCCUUGUUAAAAGAGGAGUUGCAGAAGCGUCUGUUCUCGCCAGAGGGACAGACGUUGAAAGACUUCAUAGAGAUCGAGGAACCAGUGCAGUGCAGACAUUUCCUCUGUGUCUCAGUGUUGAAGAACAAGGAGGUCCAGCUGUCUGUGGUGCAAUGCCAGAAACAUCAGUCAUGUAACUCUAAAAGAUUGAGACGGUCUCAUUUCGUGGACUUCUACCAGAAAAUUGAGGUGUGGCUUUUGCAGGACCUUGUACUGCUUGAUGGAAGGAAUCCUGACAUAGAUGACCCAUGCUUCCUUAUGCAUUUUACUUCCAUUCGUUUUGUCAGGGCAGUCAGCUGUGCUGCAAAGUAUUCCUUUGCACGCUCUCUGGUUGCCCUAAGCAGCUCACAUGACCAGUCUCCAGUCACCUUGAAGAACUUUGACCAGAAUUACAUCCAACCAGCCUUCGUCUGCUCUGACCAGGGAGACUGCACAGUGCUUAUGAGAGUCUGCUUUUAUGCUGUCAACCUUGUGUGGCUCUCCAUGUGCCCUGCUCCUUAAUGUUUCUGUUACACCACUGAUGAAAAGGUGUCAGAAAUCUAGAGCAGAAUAUUAGCAUUAUACAGGGUUCAAACCUUUCUCCUUGACUUGGACACUGGACCUGGCCAUUGCUGUAUUUUUACACUGUAAGAAUGUGUUUUAUAAUAAAAUAGUACUGUACAUUGUUUGUAUGAACCUUGUUAAGUUAGAAAAAACAGAACAUAUUACAUGUGAUGCAAUCAUGUACACAGUCAAUCAUGAAAACUGCCAUAGAACAUUGUUCGUGUCCAACCUGAUAAUCUGUACAAGCUCAGUUUAGGCUUUGUGUAAUUGCUUACAUUUACUGUUGUCCUACAAAUUUACAUUUAUUUAAUUAUUUAUUUAUUAAUUAUACAGCAAGUUGCUUCUCAUCCUUGAAAAUGUAC
This is a messenger RNA of Alosa alosa (allis shad), 950 nucleotides long. It is a transcript of the gene exoc1l, whose product is annotated as exocyst complex component 1 like. Lineage: Eukaryota; Metazoa; Chordata; Actinopteri; Clupeiformes; Clupeidae. The coding region runs from base 1 to 546 and encodes 181 amino acids. The record is from RefSeq and is a predicted model, not a curated record. The transcript has 3 exons.